AUGAGUGCAGCUCUUGUGCGGCAAUCGGCCUCGAGAACUUCUCGAUACUAUACCAAAACUUUCUCGAUUGUUUUUGGUGCACAACCGGCUACACAAUGGCGCUCACAUAGUAGUUACAACCACUUUGUUGGUCGUACCAAACUCGCUACCGCAGACCCAAAUGCCGAUUUUCUUCCUUUUAUGUGUAAGGAUGUGAAGCCUUUUACGCUUGCUGUCAAGGACAAUAUUGCAACCUCUGAGUUCCCGACACAAUGCGCCUCACAUAUUCUCUCGGCUCAUCCUUCACCUUUCGAAGCUACUGUCGUCCGCCAAUUACGCAAAAGGGGUGCGACAGUUAUUGGGAAGACUAACAUGGAUGAGUUUGGUAUGGGAUCUCACUCCACAAACUCGGUGCAUGGGGCAGUGAAGAAUCCUUUAGCUAAGGAUGGCAAUGCAUCCGCUGGUGGAAGCUCUGGUGGAAGUGCUGUUGCAGUACGCUUAGGAGACGCCGAUGUCGCAUUGGGAACAGACACCGGUGGUUCAAUUCGAUUACCAGCUGCGUAUACUGGGACAGUUGGCUAUAAGCCUAGUUACGGCAUGAUAUCUCGAUUCGGUGUCGUGCCGUAUGCAAACUCUUUGGAUACGGUUGGCUUCAUGGCCAAGGAUGUUAAGCCGAUAUAUGACCUUGUGUUCAAGACCAAAAUGCAUGAGGAGCAUGACUCCCAGGAUCCAACGUCACUGCCUUCUGCAUCUCGGAAACGAUGCGCCGAGACGAUACCAUCCGCUCUCCCUGAUCUUUCGAAACUAAAUAUUGGUAUUCCCCUCGAGUACAAUAUCGAUGAGCUUGAUCCUUCCAUUCGCGCCGCUUGGAUAUCUGCUGCUUCUAACCUUGAGGCACAGGGUGCAGCACUAGUGCCCAUCUCACUACCAUCUACCAAAGAAGCACUUUGCGCUUAUUACGUUCUUGCCCCUGCGGAAGCUUCGUCAAACCUUGCCAAGUACGAUGGUGUUCGCUACGGAAAACGUGGCGAAGGCAGCGAUGCAGUCGGUGAGACUCUUUACUCUGAUACUCGUGGCGAGGGUUUCGGUGAAGAAGUCAGGCGGCGAAUUCUACUGGGUACCUACAGUCUCAGCUCCGAAGCCAUAGACAACUACUUCAUCCAGGCCCAAAAGGUUCGUCGGAUGGUGCAACAGGACUUCGACCGUGUCUUUCGUCUUGAUAACCCUCUUUACGAGCCGGCGCAAUUUGACCUCAGCGAUAUGGCUGAGACCACUGGUAUGGAAGACAAGACUGGUCCAGUCCAAAUUGACUUCAUCCUGUGCCCUACAGCACCGACAUUUCCUCCGAGAUUAGAAGAGAUUGAGAAGCAAAGUAGUGUGGAUGCAUACAUGAAUGAUGCGUUCACCGUACCAGCAAGUCUAGCAGGGUUACCGGCUGUGAGUAUUCCAGCUAAAGUGGAAGGAAGUCCGUUCCCAGCAGGUCUGCAGAUUAUCGGGCAGUACUGGGAUGACCAAAGAGUACUUCAACUGGCGGAAAGACUGAAGUCCAUGGUUAUAUAA
Messenger RNA from Fusarium venenatum, 1539 nucleotides. RefSeq names its product amidase signature domain-containing protein. Gene Ontology annotation, biological process: glutaminyl-tRNAGln biosynthesis via transamidation; mitochondrial translation. Gene Ontology annotation, molecular function: glutaminyl-tRNA synthase (glutamine-hydrolyzing) activity. Gene Ontology annotation, cellular component: glutamyl-tRNA(Gln) amidotransferase complex; mitochondrion. The record is from RefSeq and is a predicted model, not a curated record. NCBI's taxonomy places the organism in Eukaryota, Fungi, Ascomycota, Sordariomycetes, Hypocreales, Nectriaceae.